Messenger RNA from Hydractinia symbiolongicarpus, 3505 nucleotides. Its product is annotated as E3 ubiquitin-protein ligase RBBP6-like. The coding region runs from base 700 to 3369 and encodes 889 amino acids. Lineage: Eukaryota; Metazoa; Cnidaria; Hydrozoa; Anthoathecata; Hydractiniidae. The record is from RefSeq and is a predicted model, not a curated record. The transcript is spliced from 2 exons.
UUUACUGUUCAUAAAUUUUAAAAAAUAUCAACGAUGGAGUGUAAAACGGGUGACUCUAUUCUUCAUGCAGUGAAUGAAUACGUAAGCAAGCUCUCCCAUUUUGUAAAUGGUUCAAACGUAUAGUCGCAGAGCUGAAUUUAAACAUCUGAUGCUGCGAUUUUUACAUGUUUGGAGUCCAGUUUUUUUAUUUGGAAAGAUAAUUAUUUAAUGGUUACAAAAUUGAUCAUAAUAAAGUGAAAAAAGAAACGAAAGAAAAGGUUUUUGUUUGAAAAGACUUUGCAGCAAGAAGCUAUUUCGUUAAAUUUUUUUAAAAAAAGUUUAAAUAUAAAGCCUACAGUCAGAGACAUUUCAAGUAAAAGAAAUAUGACGCAAGAGAAUUGAUAUGUCGUCUGCAGAAGAGUUUCCACUAGAUAAAAUACCGCGCAACUAAUCGAAGUAUCGCUAAACUAAUCGAAGUAUCGCUAAACUAAUUGAAGUAUCGCUAAAUUAAUCGAAGUAUCGCUAAAUUAAUCGAAGUAUCGCUAAAUUAAUCGAAGUAUCGCUAAAUUAAUCGAAGUAUCGCUAAAUUAAUCGAAGUAUCGCUAAAUUAAUCGAAGUAUCGCUAAAUUAAUCGAAGUGUCGCUAAAUUAAUCGAAGUAUCGCUAAAUUAACUAAAAAAAAAUAUACAAGUAAACACUCAAAAAAACUGAGCACAUCAACAUGCCAGGUUCUAUUUUAAUCAACGACGGACGUCGUUCAGCAUCACCAGAUCGACGAGUGACGUUUGGUAACAUUGAGAGAUACGAUAUCAUGACGUCGAAUGAAAUCAAGAACAACAUUCAGCAAAGGGGAAGCAACAGAGAUGUUAUGACUGUAAAUGGUAACUAUCCAAUGACAAGGUUGGACAAUCGCAUCAGAAAGGCUGUUAUGCUUGGAUUCGCCCAUACUAUAGGUGACUCUGUAGCAUAUGAAGAGAUCAUUGACUUUUUGUUGGAGUUUGACGUCAUUGUCAAUCCUAAAGUUUGCAACGAGCGGCAAAUAACUGCGAUCGUUCAAUCUUCAUUCCCGAAAUGCAUUGUCAAAUCAAGUGUUCGACAUUCAGUGGUGUAUUACAACCUAGAAAACCGCAGUGAUGAAGUGGUGAAAGAAGAAUUGGUACGUGUGACCACGGAGCCUGUAAUAAACCCAUACGACUCAGCCAUCGCCGAAGCGCAGGCGUGGAUUAAAGAAGAACCAGAAGGUUAUGAAUCUGACGUUUCUGAUGAAGAACUAACUUUAAUCGAGGAGAAAAAAGAAGAAAAUAACAACACCACAUCUGCUGUCGAGUCAACAGACACUUCCUCGAAUCUUUCGACAAAAAACACAACCAAGUCUGAUAUGGGGCGUUUAAAUAGUGAUUCCUAUAAUGAAAACGGAACGCCCACAAAGAGGCGUAGUAUUGAAAUCGCUGUAACUGAAGGGCAUUCGAUUGAAAAAAGUAUGCCUAUCGCGAGGCGUUUUUAUGACAGUGGAAAUAACGACGAGAUUAAACCUAUGAGAGAAUACAUUGUUGAGAGAAGUACGCCCGUCCAGGAUCAAAUGAUACAAAGAAGUACGCCCGUCCAUGAUCAAAUGAUACAAAGAAGUACGCCUGUCCAUGAUCAAAUGAUACAAAGAAGUACGCCUGUCCAUGAUCACAUGGUGCAAAGAAGAACGCCCGCCCAUGAUCAAAUGAUGCAGAGGAGUACGCCCGUCCAUGAUCAAAUAUUACAAAGAAAUACGCCUAUUAGAGAUCACAUGGUUGGAAGAAAUACACCAAUCAAAGAACAGCACAUGCAAAAACCGACCGUAAUGAGAGAUCAUGUUCUAGACAGAAAUACAAUAAUAACAGAAAACAUAUCAGGACAAAAUUCAUCGACAAUAGAACUUUCAUCUCCAGUGAGAGAGCGUGCUAUCGAUGUACCAGACUCUGCUGUUAUCCAAAAUAAAAAUAAAAGAGAGAUCGGAGUGAAGACGGGGGUUCACAAAUCAGAAAAACAAGUUAAUUUGAAAAGAACAGGUUCGUUUUCAAACGCUACUCAAAGUCACAGCGUUACCGAUAUGGCAAAAAAAUUCGAAUCGAAACCCCCUGAUAGUCCAUCAAAAUCAAGUUUACAACGAAAACGAUCAUUCACUCGCUCAACUGAUCGUUCUUUUGUUGGUUCAAUAAGAGAUCGAUUCCGUGCAAGUAAAUCAAAAGAAGAAAAUAAAAAAGGAGGCGACGAAAAGAAAGAUAAAAAAGCUAAAAAAGGGGAUGAUGAAAGGAAAGAUACAGAUUCUGUAAAUCAUAACGAAGAUAGCAAAACGAAGAUCCCGAGCACUAGUAUAACUCGUAACACCACGCGAACAAGCAGUGUUCGUAAAAAUCAAGGUUUAAGUGGAAGUUGCGUCGAUGUAAGAAGUUCUUUUCGUAACAAAACCGAAACAGAGCGAGGUUUAACUCGAAACUCUUCAACAAGUGCUAGCGCUACUGAUAUUCGCAGCUCGUUUCGAAAUAGUUCGACAAGGUCUUCAAUCAAUCGUUCGGUGCAACGUUUAAAUAAAGAAGAAAACAGUGCUCCUAAAAGUCCGUACCUGCAAAGAGCUAACAAUGCUCAAAAACCGUCACAAACGAAUGAGCUACGUGCUUCAUUGCGACGCACAUCUGCCGAAAAACAAACAAACCGCUCUGAGUUAGUGACACGAGGGAGCAUUAACAGAAGUUCGUAUCGCGCAGCAAACUCAUCUAGCUCUUCUCUCUUGCCAGGAAGCAAUCGCUCAUCUUUUAGAGAUUCCAAAACUGGUGCUGUGAAAAGAACAAACUCGCGUAAAGGUUUAUCAUCCAAGGGUAGUUCUCAAACAUCGAGCACCUCCAGUACCCCAAGUAUCUCUCGCGAAAAUUCAAAAACUAAUAUAAAAAUACCCGAGAAGAAGCCGACAAAACCACAAUCAAGUCAGGAAAAAGAUUUAGUUAGAAUUGCAAAAGCAUUUCAAAAGGCGACGAAAGAAGUCGACACUGCAAAGGAUAGAAUCGAGAAAUUUAUGAUUGGAAUAGCAACUGACGAUCUCGAAGAAGCACCAAACGAACGAUUGAAACUCGAUGAUUUAUACAAUCACAUAAGACAUCGAAUGAUACUCGCAAAAGACUCGAUAUUUGAAAACCACCGAUCCAACGUAACUGUAGACAUGAGUCAGUAUUUUGAACUCUUAUUUAAAACGCUAGCAUCUCAUUUCGAUCGAGUGGGUUGUGAAAUGAUCACCAACAAAACGACAAAAGAACACACGUGUUUUCUGAUUCACGUCAAGCUUGUUGAUUACGUCGACGACUUAGGAGAUUUGACGGCGGCGAGUGUUGAAGAAGAGGACGAAAGUCCACGAGCAAGCUAUGUUUGAAAAUUAUUUAAAAUUAUGUUUUAAAGUACAUUAGGUAGCUUUUUUGUUUACUUGUAGAUUAUAUCAAUCCUUUUAUUAAAGAAGUAAUAACACACUUAUAAAGCUGCCUUGGUUUUCCCGCCAAUCAGCUACCAGA